Molecule: messenger RNA, 960 nt
Organism: Antechinus flavipes (yellow-footed antechinus)
Lineage: Eukaryota; Metazoa; Chordata; Mammalia; Dasyuromorphia; Dasyuridae
Product: transcriptional regulator ATRX-like
Exons: 9
Coding region: 79-960 (293 amino acids)
Source: RefSeq, a predicted model, not a curated record
GGGAGAAGAAGUGAGAUGGCGUCUCCUUAGCUCCAGCUCCUGAGAUAAACUCUGUGGAAAAUAUAGUGAUCUUUUACGAUGGAAAAUCCCAAUGGUGAGGGUAGUGGGCAAUCUGAAGAACUGAAGCCACCGUGCCCUGAGAGAAAACAACAUAUGGACUGUGAUGAUGGACAGAUGAUGAAUGAAUCUAUCAAUCCAUUUCCUUCAGAUGAAAAUUCAGAUAUUCUUGUGACAAAAAGCUUCGCAGAAGAACCAAAGAAGGAGGAAGACAAAGAUGAUUUUCAAGAGCCUGAAGUUAGAUGGAGAAGCAGAAUGAGGACUAAAACUUCCAAAAGACAUGUUGGGGAAAGACUUCAUGAGAUCGUUUGUUGUACUGCUUGUGGUCAACAAGUGAACCAUUAUGAGGAUUCAGUGUAUAGACAUCCUGCACUGAAUGUUCUUAUUUGUAAGAGCUGCUACACAUAUACGAGUGAUGACAUAAGCAAUGAUGCUACUAGACCUCAUAAGCACUGCAGAUGGUGUGCAGAAGGCGGAGAGUUAAUUAUUUGUGAUUUCUGCCCUAAUGCUUUUUGUAAAAAAUGCAUUUGGCGCAAUCUAGGGAAAAAGGAGAUGGCAAAAGUGAUGGAUAAGAACACUAAGUGGAGUUGUUACAUUUGUCAGCCAGAGCCUUUAUUGGAUUUGGUUGCCAUAUGUGACUGUGUAUUUGAGAAUUUAGCACACUUAGAUCAGCAGUCUAAAAAGAAAAAGUUAGUAAGUGAAAAGACUGAUAACACAUGUGACCAUUCAGAGAAAUUAAACCAUGGAAGUUGUGCUGAAGAGAUACAUCAGGUGUAUAACCCUCCCUCUGAUGCUGCACCACCCCCUUUUCCCACGUUACUGAUUCCAGAAGCCUUAAUUGAGAAGACAGAAGCAUUGGUUAAGAACUCUGCCCUGGUGGGGGGAGAUGCCCAGUUCUCCUGA